AUCCCCUCCCUCCCCUAUAGUCGUAGAGGGCAGUCAGCACAACAGCACCUGGACAGGAGUGUGUCCACCAAAGCCUCUCACUGCUCUGGCUUUUUUUUUUUACAUUUUUAUUAUUUUUACAUUUUUUUUCCUCUCUGCUUAGCUCUCCUCUCUCUCUCUCCAUGAAGAGCAAAAAACUUCAGAAGUGAACUCUGCCUCUGAGCUCAGCCUUGGGAAGAACUAGAAGCCCCAAAUCCCUUCCCCUUGUGUGGAAGUAGUAGAGCCUCCGCUCUGCCUGAACUUUGUAGGUGAUUCUUCUCCUGCUUCAUCCUUCGUUCACUCAACUAGCUGAACAGAGAUUGCCUGGAGGACCUGAGAAUCUUCUUCUAGACAGGGGUGCAAGGAAAUGCUAGAUCUAGUGAUAUCACAGAGCCUGUCUGUGACCGGUGGCUGCAGCGAAAACCUGAAAUUCGCCCCUUCCGACAGCGACUCCUCAUCUCCCGAUGACAUAACAGAUAAGUCAAGGAAAGGAUCUUCCUUCCAGGACUUCUCACAUUCAGGCAGCGGCAAGGAAUCCCAGCUAUUCGCACCUGAAGUGAAUUACCCCAGGCACUACCCCCACAUCGUGUCUCCUCCGUCCAUCCCAGCGAUGGCCACCUAUGGGCAGACACAGUACAGCACAGGAAUACAACAGGCAUCGGCGUACUCCACGUACCCUCCACCAGGACAAGCCUAUGGCAUCCCGUCAUACAGUAUCAAGACAGAGGACAGUUUGAGCCAUUCCCCGGGACAAAGCGGUUUCCUCAGCUACAGUUCGAGUUUCAGUACGCCGCCGCCGGGACAAGCGCCGUACACCUAUCAGAUGCACGGUCCAUCUGGAAUCUAUCAACAAGCGAACAGCCUGACCAAUAGCGGAGCUUUUAGCGGCGUUCACCAGGAAUAUUCUUCAUACCCGGGUUUUAGCCAAAGCCAGUACCCCCAGUAUUACAGCACGACGUACAACUCCCCCUACAUACCCACCAACAGCAUCAGCCCGACCUCCAUAUCCUCCACAACCUACGCCCUGCCAGACGCCUCCCACCACAUCUCCAAUCAGAGCUCAGAAUCUUUGUCAGGAGAAUACCCUUCACACAACGAUCCCUCCACACCAAUCAAAGAUUCUGAAUCUGAGCGGCAGCAAAGGGGCUCCGACGUGAAGUUACGAGGGAGAUCUAAGCGGAAUAAUGACCCCUCCCCAGCGAUGGACAAUGAGAUUGAGCGUGUAUUUGUGUGGGAUUUAGAUGAGACAAUAAUUAUCUUUCACUCGUUACUCACCGGAACAUUCGCCACCCGCUAUGGGAAGGACACAACCGCAGCGGUACGGGUUGGUCUUAUGAUGGAAGAAAUGAUCUUCAACCUUGCUGACAAUCACCUCUUCUUCAAUGACCUGGAGGAAUGUGAUCAGAUCCACAUCGAUGACGUCUCCUCUGACGACAACGGACAAGACUUGAGCACGUACAACUUUUCUGGGGACGGAUUCCACAGCUCGGCGGCCGGGGCCAAUCUCUGCCUGGGGUCCGGCGUCCACGGGGGAGUGGACUGGAUGAGGAAGUUGGCGUUCCGCUACAGAAGAGUGAAAGAGCUGUACGGCACCUACAAAAACAACGUAGGAGGUCUAAUAGGUGCCCCCAAGAGGGAGACGUGGCUCCAGCUGCGGGCGGAGUUGGAGGCCGUGACAGACCUGUGGCUGACGCAUGCGUUGAAAGCUCUGAAUCUCAUCCAUUCCAGACCAAACUGUGUGAACGUGUUGGUCACAACCACCCAGCUGGUGCCGGCCAUCGCCAAAGUCCUGCUGUACGGCUUGGGGACCGUCUUCCCCAUAGAAAAUAUUUAUAGCGCCACCAAGACAGGGAAGGAGUGCUGCUUCGAGAGGAUAAUGCAAAGGUUCGGGAGAAAAGCGGUUUACGUUGUAAUCGGAGACGGCGCAGAAGAGGAACAGGCAGCAAAAAAGCACAACAUGCCAUUCUGGCGGAUCUCUUGCCACGCUGACUUGGAGGCCUUAAGGCACGCCCUCGAGCUGGAGUACUUGUAGCGCCGGCCGCUCAUCCUACAUCGGCCGACCUUGGGCUCAUCCAGGAAAUUUCGGGGCUCGGGACAAGAAGCCAUCCUGUAUACAUCACAUCAGCAAUCCAAUGGACUGACAGCCCCGCCCAGGCCCCGCCCAGGCGGAGCCCCCGCUACCUGGAUUUUCCGCAGUCUGUUUAUUUAAUAAGAUGUUUAUAGUGAAGCUCGGACUCGCGUCCGCCACGUGGGGGGACUGUGUAGAAGCACAAAGACUGAGUAUGAUUGGCCAGACGUACUCCAGGCCGCUCCACCACUCAAAUCACCUACCGCUGGACUGAACUGUCUGGGGCCGACAGAUUAUUUUUUUUUGUAUUUUUGUCUAAUUUAUGGACUUGUCUCGUUUUUUUAUUUUUUAUUUUCACUUCGCUCCUUUUACCUGUCUGAGGGGCGGGGGAGGGUGUACAUGGAUCUUAUUUAAUAAAUCUCUUCUUCGUGGCGAUUGCGAGAUUAGCCGCGUUGUGUACAUGAGUUAAUUCUAUUGUAUAGAUGGGAUGUGGACUCCGCAUGUGUCUGCGCUGUGCCUUACGCCACCAUCUCUGAUUUUUAUAUAUAAAAGCUGUAUGUGGUCCGGCAUUAAAUAAAAACUACGUUUACAUUUUGGGGAACAUAAAA
Messenger RNA from Rana temporaria (common frog), 2694 nucleotides. RefSeq names its product EYA transcriptional coactivator and phosphatase 2 (gene EYA2). The transcript has 17 exons. The coding region runs from base 386 to 2050 and encodes 554 amino acids. NCBI's taxonomy places the organism in Eukaryota, Metazoa, Chordata, Amphibia, Anura, Ranidae. Gene Ontology annotation, biological process: multicellular organism development; negative regulation of extrinsic apoptotic signaling pathway in absence of ligand; positive regulation of DNA repair. Gene Ontology annotation, cellular component: nucleus. The record is from RefSeq and is a predicted model, not a curated record. Gene Ontology annotation, molecular function: protein tyrosine phosphatase activity.